Molecule: messenger RNA, 6100 nt
Organism: Vespa velutina
Lineage: Eukaryota; Metazoa; Arthropoda; Insecta; Hymenoptera; Vespidae
Gene: Np
Product: serine proteinase stubble
Exons: 10
Coding region: 1519-4143 (874 amino acids)
Biological process (GO): proteolysis
Molecular function (GO): serine-type endopeptidase activity
Source: RefSeq, a predicted model, not a curated record
AAUUAUUUCUACACUCGAUUUUCUCCCCAUAUAUAUAUUCAAAGGAAUUCGCAGUGGUUCAUAGUUUGGUCACUAGAAUAGAAUUAUAUUAUAAGAGUGACCUAAAAAUGAUCAAUGAACGGUAAUGGCAAACGAGAGAAUCAUUUCUUGGAUUUUCCUCGAACGUGUCAGCUGACUAACGGACCGGUAAGCAAAUACCUUUAACGUGGCCAACACGAACAUACUCAUGAAUGCUUUGCCAACCUAUCGUAUCUCUGAGUUAGUAUGUGUGAGACGCGUGCGUAUACGAACACAUAUCCCUUCACUGUCUGUCCAUAUCUUGGAGACGACAUUGAACCUACCUUGGAUUCGUAUUCGAAUGGAACGUGGGCGGACUUGUCAGUGUUCUAUGUAAAUAAGUAGGUCAGCCUCGGUCAUCGCCGUGCACGACUUGCACCGAUUUUUCCGACUUUGCCAUCCUCGAUUCUCCAUCGAUAUAUUCGAAUCGACUUUUAUCGAUAAGCCAUUUACUCCCUUCAAAUAUUGUCGCAAAAUAACAUUUAUCCAAUUAUUGAAAUGAUUUAUUUUAAUAUAGCUUUAAAAUACGAUUAUAAAUUACAAUUAAAUUUCUUACUUUUCAAUAUAUGCAACAUGUAUUUAUGACGUAUGAAAAAUAUUGAAUAAAAUAAAUCUUUUUACCAAUACUUGAUACUUUUCACAAUAUUUAUUCGAACAUGUGGUCUAAUUGUAUUUUUGGUUGUAUUUUAUUUACACCAAAUAAUGAUUAUUAUUAAUGACGAAUAUCACGACACGUUUAUUUAAUAAUCGCACGAAGGAGAAGUUCGUGCGUUAGAGAUAUUGAAUUCACAAUUCAAUCGAAACUGAAGAGCGUUAUUUUAGAUCAAUACCAUUUCACAGAAAAUAUUUUUUUCGAUUCUAUUCGCAUAACUACUGACGUAUAGUAUUGCUUUUCGACUUUACACUUUGUAAAUACAAGCAUAUAACGUUUCCGUGAAUUUGAGUGAGCGUAACGACCGUGUAUACCUAUUUGUCAAGUUUAGAUUUCACUUGGAAGAUUCUCAUGUUCGAGAAUAAUGCAUGUAGCUUUCAUUUCUAUAUAAAAUUAUUCGUUCCAAGAUCGAAAGGUCACUUUCAAAAAAAAAUAUUGAAACUGAACGUUCUAAUAUUUGCAAUUUCCUGUGUAUAAAAAAAAAAAAAUCAAAUUCUAAAAAUUUACAGGAUAAAAAGACCAUAGACUUAAUAAGCACGAAAAAAAAAAAAAAAAACAAGAAAAACAAUGUGCAGUACUCGUGACGAGUUCUACGAUCGUUUUAAAGGAACGAUCGAAGAAAGUUAUCACAUCGUGGCCACUUUGAUGCUCGUAAAGGCGAUAAAAGAGAGAAGACACUUUCCUACGAUGGUACAACACAACACGCACCGAGUGAAAUCUUUUCAAACGCGAACUCUCGAUCGCGUACUGGAAGAAACAUCCGACACUUGCCAUGCGUGUCGCGUAGAACAGGCGAAACCGGAAUUUGCAUGUUUGCAUUUACCUGUGCAAAGGCGAACGGCACGCAUCUUGGCACAUGCAUCGAUCGUUUCUAUUUCGGUAGUUGUUGUAAGAUCGACGAAGAGCCGGACGUUGGACCUCAGGACAACAGCAUCGACGAUGGACCGCCAGCAACAUCAAGGCCGUUCGUCACUACUCACAAUCCCAUCGAGAGCAAUGACAUACCCCCAUAUUUUCCAAGGCCAAAGCCUAACGACCAAAGCAAACCAUCUGGUACAUACACCACUGUGGCUACUACGAUCACUCAGGCAACACAAAGUACUAAAAGUACAUCGCAUACACAUGGAGGGAGUACAAAGAUUGUAACAAAGAAACCAACGAUACAGACCAUAGAAACGACGACACAAUCGAUUCGUCUAUCGACUUUUCAAACAGUUCAAAACGGCUCGUACGAAAAAUUUACUACUACAUCCGCACCCUCCAAGAAUUUCACUAAAAUCUCUACAGAAAGUACAAAGUAUUCGUCCAAUACGUCUACUACUUCAACAACUUCUAAACUAUCAGUCGGUACAACUCAAAAGCCAACAGUUCCGUUCAAAAUUACGACUUUAUCCACAACGUCAAGACCAAUCGUAGGUACAUCGAAACCGAUUACAAAAAAACCUUUACACACUACGAUAUUACAUACAACUACUCAAACGAGUAUUCAACGACCGAUACAAACAACCACAUCGAAAAGUAUUAUUACAACGACGCAAAAGACUGUGCCUUCGACAAGAUUUCCACCAAGAAACACGACAUCGGUCAAGCCAGUGACUCAACAAUUUACCAAGAGACCACCUACUGUUAGCACGAAGAGACCCCUUGUCACGAGCACGAAAAGACCCACCUUGUCUACCAAAAAACCAACUUUACCCACAAAAAAACCGACGACUCAAAGUAAUUCUUCGAUUGGUUCUAGUCACGGAACGACAACGGUAGCGUCGACUUAUUUGACGUCUAAUAAGACAAAACCAACGUUCACAACGACUGAAAGCAAUCUUUUGUCUUCUACCGAAGAGACACUUGUAACUUUGGUGACGGAAACAGUGAGUUUUGUAACUCGAAAGCCGAUUACAAUCACUACUGAGAAACCUAUUUAUCAUAAGAUCACGACCAAACCUAAACCAACCACUUCUAGGCCAGUUGUAACGACUAUAAUCAGUACGAAGCCUACUAAGAUCAGUACAUUAACUACUGAUAAAUUAGAAACAUCUACCACGCAAAAGACAACUUUCCAAACCACUACAAGUAAUUCAACAUCGGAGAUUACCAAGUUUAAGCCAACUGAGAGUUCAAUUGAAACUACGAUAAAACCUAUUAGAAUUACAACACCUACGACCGUAUCUGUCGCUAGCUUCAUUAGUUCCACUUCCUCGACUGCGAGUAGUCAAACGUCCAAGGUACCAAUUGUCAACCAGACUCUCGAAGAAGUACCACAAACUACACCGUCAUCUGGUUUGGUCACGUGGUCUUCCCAUUCCGAUGAAACACCAACUAAAGCAACUGACGUUUUAUCCACAACCAAAAGACACGAUGAAAUAACGGAGAGCGAAUGGACACCCAUAACAACGCCGGAUGGUUGGGUAAUGAUCCAAUCACCACCAACGACCGUUGAAACGUCCUCGGAAAAUCUGGGAAGUUCGACGAUUAAAUUAGAGUCUCUCUCGUCUACUGUAUCGUCUGAUGUACCUGUGAGAUCAACGACGGAAGUUCCAACGACGACGGAGCAAGUUACAGAGACGUCAACGAUUCUGACGACAUUGUCAAGCAUCGCUACUAUAGCCGUUGAUACGGAAACUCCGAUAUCGAUAGAAACUCUAAAUAUGUCGGAUUACAAGCAAGUUUGCGGAAGGAGAAUAUUUCCCGAGUCGAGGAUCGUGGGUGGCAAUCGCAGUACCUUUGGCAAGUGGCCCUGGCAGAUCUCGUUACGUCAAUGGAAGACAUCUACCUAUUUGCACAAAUGUGGAGCAGCCUUGUUGAACGAGAAUUGGGCUAUUACCGCGGCACACUGUGUUGAAAAUGUAUCACCGGCGGAUUUAUUGUUGAGGAUCGGAGAAUACGAUCUAGCGAACGAGGAAGAACCAUAUGGAUUCCAAGAAAGGCGAGUACAGAUCAUAGCGAGUCAUCCACAAUUCGAUCCAAGAACUUUCGAAUAUGAUCUUGCACUUUUGAGAUUCUACGAACCACUUCCAACAUUCCAGCCAAACGUUUUGCCAAUCUGUCUUCCGGAUGACGAUGAAACUUACGUUGGUCGUACAGCUUUUGUUACUGGAUGGGGAAGACUUUAUGACGAAGGACCACUGCCAUCCAUCUUACAAGAGGUUGCAGUACCGGUUAUAAAUAACACGGUAUGCGAAGCUAUGUACAGAAAUGCUGGUUAUAUCGAGCACAUACCACAUAUCUUCAUUUGCGCAGGAUGGAGAAAUGGUGGUUUUGAUUCCUGCGAAGGCGAUAGUGGCGGCCCAAUGGUGAUUCAAAGGGCACGAGACAAACGAUGGUUACUAGCGGGAAUUAUAAGUUGGGGAAUUGGUUGUGCCGUACCAAAUCAACCGGGUGUCUACACGCGUAUUUCCGAAUUCCGCGAAUGGAUCAAUCAAAUCUUACAAUUCUAAUCCGACUAAUUAAAAAGUACGGAUGCGUAAGUUCUAUGAAUCGUCAGCGCAAACUGGACGAAUUCUGCGCUCCGAGGAGGACUAGGAAAAGAAGGACGAAGGUUGAAUUCCGGAAUAAGAAUUCGUAGCUUUGAUUUCGAAUUUCCCGGGAAAGUGAAAAUGAUGAGGAAACGUUCAUAGAUGCCACCUGACGUCAAUGUUGAGAAAUCGCGAAAAGAACGUUGGAUAACUGAACUAUCUGUUUUAUCAACAGUGACAGUAAUGCACGACGAAGUUACGAUUUGUACGAUAUAUGGCGUCUUUCGAUCAGAAGUGCAUCUCGACGUCAUUUUCCUCGAAAUCGCGUCUUAUUCGAAUAUCGAUCGAAGAAUGACUGAAGAAUGAUUCCUUUCUUUUUUUUUCCCCUUUAAUCUCAAAAGAUUGGCGUGCAAUGUAGAUGCAUGGAAAUUUGAGAUUUUCUUUAAAAAACUCAUUAUUUUCCUUUGAUCGGAAAAAGAAAGAAAAUUGAAAAGAGUGGUAAAUUCGAUGUGCCUCGGGUAAAAUGGUAUUAUCGAAUGGAGAGCUUGUUGACAGCAGGAGAAUAAAUUGAAAAUGAUUUUCAUUGCCACGCUUCGAUAUAAAUGCACGAUUUACCAACGCAUCUAGAUAUUUACAAAGGACGAUAUUCAAUCUCGAGCAUAUUAAAUUUAAAGUACUUAAAAUAUUCGAGAAAAGUUAUUCGCAAUAAUGUUUUUAUUUGCAUAUAUAAAACUGAUUAUUUCGCGCUUCACCGAACUCGAUUUAUAUGCGAUUAUUCUCGUUGAAUAGAAUUUUUAUAUUCAUCGUGUCAAAACUCCGUAAACACUGAUACGUUUGCAGAGUUAUCGUUUUUUUCUUUUUUUCUUUCUUUUUAGAAGUAACCAUACGCGACCUUAUGACGAUUACUAUUGUCGAUAAUUUGAAAAUAUUUUCAUAUGAAUGCAAUUGAAUAUUCUAUAUGAACGCCAACAUUUGGCAUGAAAGAGAACACGUUUCCACUGAUAACAAUUCAAUUUGUAUUUUCACGAGGACAUAUGUACGAACGCCGAAUCAAAUUCAUCGUUAUUUAUUUUACGACGAUUGUGCGUAGAAGCAUUAUUGUUUAUUCACGAAUUAUCGAUAGGACACGUAUCAUGCUUCAUUGCCAACGAAGCGCCAUAAUAAAUGGACAAAGUUUAGUUUAUAUACAGAUUUUUUUUCUGAAUUCUAGAGUAAUUCUUAUGUACAGUAAAAUCUCCGUUAUUCGGACAUAACAAUUUUUCUAAUUUUAAAUAUGUAGACAUGAAAAAUGUAAAAUUAAAACAAAAUCUGAUUAAGAAUACUUCUAUUGUACUCUCGAAAAAUGAUAUUAUAUUUUAUAGCUUAAGUUGGCAAAAUGUGGCUCGAAUAUGCAUACAUAUAUACGAGAUGAAUCAUUAAUUAUUGCUCUGGUCGAAAUAAUUUUUUAUCCACUUAUUUUAAUAUAAAAUGUUGUCACUUAUUAUAUGACGUAGUUAUUUAACUACUUAUUAUAAGAUAAAUAUUUUCUUUUUUACGAUCAACAAAUACAAAAUUAAUAUGAAAAGCAAUAAUUAUAAAUCCGUCCUAUAUGUAUUAUUAUAUAUAGAAUGAAAAUAAACGGCUCGUAUCGUAGCAACAACGGGACGAACGUUUCGACGUAUCGAAUGCGACGAUGAAAGAAAAUGUUGAAACAUUAAUGAUUAUUCCUCGUUCGUUCGCGAUGCAUCAUCGAAACGUUAUUUAAUUUAAUUUAUAUAAGCGUGACGCGCGAGCGUUACAAAUAAAUAAUUUAUUUUCACCGACGAGUCAGAUAACGUGAGAAAGUCGAAUAGUCGUCAUUCUGUAAAUAUUCAAUGCCAUCUAGCGAUCGUUCGGCUUUGAUCGACUCGUUGUAGUUUUUUUUUUUUUUUUAUUUCUGUUUUCUCAUUUUUUAUUUGUA